Messenger RNA from Aspergillus oryzae RIB40, 594 nucleotides. RefSeq names its product CRAL-TRIO domain-containing protein. NCBI's taxonomy places the organism in Eukaryota, Fungi, Ascomycota, Eurotiomycetes, Eurotiales, Aspergillaceae. Bases 1 to 594 code for a protein of 197 amino acids. The transcript has 2 exons. The record is from RefSeq and is a predicted model, not a curated record.
AUGAUCAAGUGCUUCGAGGCUAAUUAUCCCGAAUGCUUGGGAGUUGUGCUUAUCCACAAAGCCCCUUGGAUCUUCUCAGGAAUUUGGAAUAUCAUUAAGGGCUGGCUUGAUCCCGUUGUUGCAUCCAAGAUCAACUUCACCAAGAAUAUCUCAGACCUUGAGAAAUUCAUCCCCAAGGAUCGCAUUUAUAAGGAACUUGAGGGCGACGAGAACUGGGAAUACAGCUAUGUAGAGCCCAAGGCCGAUGAAAAUAAGACGAUGGAAGAUACGGCCAAGCGAGAUGAGUUGGUCAAGGAAAGACAACAACUUGCCCAAGAACUUCAAGAUGCUACGAUUGAGUGGAUCACGGUCAGCAGGAAGAAGGAUGAGGAGGCCAUCAAGGCAGCGGUGGAGAAGAGACAGGCCCUCAUUGAGCGAUUGAGGGCUCAAUACUGGCAGCUCGACCCGUACAUUCGCGCUACCUCGCUGUAUGACAGACUGAACAUUCUUCAAGGCGGUGGCAAAAUUGAUUUCUAUCCGGCUGAAGCCAAAGUGAACGGAGCUGCUACGAAUGGGACUACCACGAACGGUGCCACGAAUGGCACAUCCAACUAG